AUGACAAUGACAGGACAGGGGCUGGGCCAGGCAAGAGCUGCUGCCUCAAAAUUGCCCCAAGGCCAUGGAACAAGGCUGUUGCCCCUCCAGGACCUGCAUAAAAGCCGGCCCAGAGCCUCACUCCCUCACACACUUCUCCUGACACCUUCUCCUUCGCCAGUCCAGACAGCAAGGACCCUCCACACCACACCCAUGGCCUGCUACGACCGCUGCAGUCCCUGCGGACCCACCCCGCUGGCCAACAGCUGCAACGAGCCCUGUGCCCUGCAAUGCCAGGAUUCCCGCGUCAUCAUCAACCCUUCCCCUGUGAUGGUCACCCUGCCAGGACCCAUCAUGACCUCCUUCCCCCAGAACACCGCCGUCGGAUCCACCUCCUCCGCUGCCGUGGGCACUGAGCUCGAUGCCCAGGGACAGCCCAUCUCUGGGGGCUUUGGUGGCUUUGGUGGCUUUGGCUACGGCCUUGGCUAUGGCCGUGGGUUUGGCUACGGCCUUGGCUAUGGCCGUGGAUUUGGCUAUGGCUGUGGAUUCGGCUAUGGGCAGGGCUAUGGCUACGGCCUUGGCUGCUAUGGCAGAAGGGGCUAUGGCUACAACUACUAA
Messenger RNA from Melospiza melodia melodia, 597 nucleotides. RefSeq names its product beta-keratin-related protein-like. Gene Ontology annotation, molecular function: structural constituent of cytoskeleton. Gene Ontology annotation, cellular component: intermediate filament. The record is from RefSeq and is a predicted model, not a curated record. Lineage: Eukaryota; Metazoa; Chordata; Aves; Passeriformes; Passerellidae.